CCCACAACUACAACCACAACACCAACAUCUACAACACCUACAACAACUAGCACAACACCAACAACUACAACUACAACACCUACAACAACAACAGCUCCCACAACUACAACCACAACACCAACAACUACAACGACCACUACAACUCCCACAACUACAGCCACAACGCCAUCAACAACCAGAACCCCAACAACUUCUACUACAACACCAACAACUACCACUAUAAUCCCUCCAACCACAACUUCUACGACUGCAACCGCAUCCCUAACAACUGCAACUACAACCCUCACAGCAAAAAACACAACACCAAAAACAACAACCCCCAUACUUACAACCACAAUACCAAUUAGUACUACCAACACCGCAACACCUACAGCGUUUACUAGGUCUACCACAAUGAGCAGGCCCAUCACUUCAAAAACGGUUCCUGGAACCAAGGUGACUACUCUAAAUUCAAAACCAUCAAAGAAGACGGAUCCUGGCAUAACUAUCAGCAAGCAAAUUGUAACGCCUGAUGACACCUCUUCGCCUACAAAUAUCCCAAACAUUUCCAAGUCGAGGGAAACAGUUUCGCCUAAACCGGGGAAGUCCACAACAGUCAAAUCAUCGACUCCGAUCGUUCCCCCUUCGAGGCCAGGCGUGGAGAGGCAAACUGGGAGUGGAGUUGUAUCCGUUUUGAAAGAAAAUGCGACAUUUAUAGGAGGCGGCGCGGCAGGGUUGGUCGCUAUUAUCGUGUUAAUAGUAGUCACCGUUGUAAUAUGUCGACGCAGACGGAGUGGGCCAGAGGAUAAAGUUUUAAUUCUAGAUAACAGCGAUUCGCCUAAUGUGCCUCCCAAGAUACGCUCAAAGAAAACGUCAUCCAGCGGCAAGGCCGGCGACCAAGUCGGUUUCCAAAACCCGAUAUAUGACUUGUCUAACGAAUGCGAUGCAUAGCAAGUGUUUUAGGUGUGGGAUAUUGUGUAAGAAACAUAACAAAUGCCGUGACAAUAGACAGACUGAAAUUGCCGCACUUUUACGUUUUCUUUUUAAUAAGAUUUUUUCCAACAUGUAGUCGCUCAGUGACAUUCUUUACGAAAUCGGUUGCAACGUAAAUGAUAUGGAAUUUCACUCACCUCUAUACUGUUAUUGCAAGGUAAUUUUGUGCUGAGAGUUCACAAACUGGCUCCUUGUUUUACAAAACAUUUAAAUUACGUCAACAUGGAAUCGUUUUAUCGAAAUCAUAAGUUCACAAACAUUUAUGUUGUAGCAUACCUAAACAAUCGUCAAAUACCAGUGUUAAAUUUAAAAGUUUUUAAUGAACGCCAAAUUGAGAACUGUCAGACCUGCAAAGCCAUACAUACUGUAUAACUGGCACGUAAUAUAUUUGAAAACAACAUUUUUCAUAUCCUUAUCGCAAUUAAAACAAUUCUUGUGCCAAUAUUGUAUUAAAUAGUAAAAUAAAUAUUUCUAUAAACAACCCAAUUAUUUCAGCUGCUUAUA
Molecule: messenger RNA, 1476 nt
Organism: Lingula anatina
Lineage: Eukaryota; Metazoa; Brachiopoda; Lingulata; Lingulida; Lingulidae
Product: MAM and LDL-receptor class A domain-containing protein 1
Cellular component (GO): membrane
Source: RefSeq, a predicted model, not a curated record